Cheilinus undulatus (humphead wrasse) is the source of this 2418-nucleotide messenger RNA. RefSeq names its product E3 ubiquitin-protein ligase TRIM21-like. Lineage: Eukaryota; Metazoa; Chordata; Actinopteri; Labriformes; Labridae. Gene Ontology annotation, molecular function: protein binding; zinc ion binding. The transcript has 2 exons. The coding region runs from base 82 to 1728 and encodes 548 amino acids. The record is from RefSeq and is a predicted model, not a curated record.
UGGCAGAGCUGCAGGAGAGGAGACGUCUCUCUGUUUCUCUCUGAAGACUAAUUCAACUGAAGACAAACACUGGUUGUAGAGAUGUCUGCUGCCAGCUGUCUGCUGACUGAAGAUCAGUUCCUGUGCUCCAUCUGUCUGGAUGUCUACACUGAUCCUGUCACCUUACCAUGUGGACACAACUUCUGUAAAAACUGCAUCACUGAAUACUGGGAUAGUAAUGUCUCCUGUCAGUGUCCCAACUGUAAGAAGGUCUUCAACACAAGAUCAGAACUACAUGUUAAUAUUUUCAUCAAGGAGAUGUCUGCUCAGUUCAGACAGUCAGCUCAGCAGAAAUCCAGCAGCAGCAGCUCAGAGAGACGAGUUUCCAAACCAGGAGAAGUUCCCUGUGACGUCUGCACUGGAACCAAAGUGAAGGCCCUGAAGUCCUGCCUGGUGUGUCUGGCUUCUUACUGUGAGACUCACCUGGAGCCUCAUCAAACUUUGCCACGCCUGCAAAGACAUCAGCUGAUGGACCCUGUGGAGAACCUGGAAGACAGGAUGUGUGAGAAGCACGACAAACUGCUGGAGCUGUUCUGUAAGAACGACCAGAGGUGUGUCUGCGUGCUGUGCUCAGUUACAGACCACAAGACUCAUGAUGUUGUUCCUGUGAAAGAAGAAUAUGAAGGAAAGAAGGCCGAGCUGGGGAAGACAGAGGCUGAAAUUCAGCAGAUGAUCCAGAAGAGACGAGUGAAGAUUGAAGAGCUCAAACACUCAGUGGAGCUCAGUGAUGAGAACGCAGACAGAGAGAUAGCAGAAGGUGUUGGAGUCUUCAGUGCUCUGAAAGAAUCUGUAGAGAGACGCCAGGCUGAGCUCAUCAACAGCAUCAAAGAGAAGCAGAGAGAGACGGAGAAACAGGCUGAAGGCUUCAUCAGAGAGCUGGAACAGGAAAUCUCUGAGCUGGAGAAGAGACGUGCUGAGGUGGAGCAGCUCUCACGCUGUGAAGACCACCUCCAACUCCUCCAGAACUUCACAUCUCUGAACGCUGCUCCACCCACCAAGGACUGGACUGAAGUCAGAGUCCAUCCACCUUCAUAUGAGGGGACUGUGGUGAGAGCUGUGAAGCAGCUGGAGGAGACCAUCAGUGAACAGAGGAAGAAGCUGAUCUGUGAGGUGGAGCUGAAGAGAGUCCAGCAGUAUGAGGUGGAUGUGACACUAGAUCCUGAUACAGCACAUCCCUGGCUGAUCCUGUCUGAUGAUGGGAAACAAGUUUAUGAUAGUGAUGUAAGAAAGGAUGUCCCAGAUAAUCCAGAGAGAUUUGAUCUGUGUCCAAAUGUCUUAUCAAAGCAGAGUUUCUCUUCAGGCAGAUUUUACUACGAGGUUCAGGUUAAAGAGAAGACUGACUGGACCCUGGGAGUGGCCAGAGAGUCGAUCAACAGGAAGGGGGUUUUCACACUGACUCCUCAGAACGGUUACUGGACGAUAAUUUUGAGGAAUGAAAAUGAGCACAAGGCUUGUGCUGGUCCAUCAGUCCGUCUCUCUCUUCAAUCUGGUCCUGAGAGGGUGGGGGUGUUUGUGGAUUAUGAAGAGGGUCUGGUCUCCUUUUAUGACACUGAUGCUGCAGCUCUGAUCUACUCCUUUACUGGCUGCUCCUUCACUAAGAAAAUCUACCCGUACUUUAGUCCUUGUUUAAAUGAGUGUGGGAAAAACUCUGCUCCACUUAUCAUUUCUCCUGUCAGACACACUGAAUAGAAAGAUCCUUGUAUUUCUACACAAAGAGGUAGUAUCACUACUCAUUAUGUCAAAAUGUACAUUUUAACCAACACGGCAUCCUUCCAAGACUCCUGUGGCCACUGCUGGUGUAUUUUCCCUUUACCACAGUUGUAGCUUUGGAAAGGAAAAUUAACAACUUCCUCAGGAUGUGGCUCUCUGUCCCCCCAAAUUUUGGCUCUAUCGGACUCUACAGCUCCGGGAGUAAGCUACAGCUGCCAAUCACAUCAGUCGUGGAGGAGUUUAAGACAGCCAAAGUCCGGUUAGCCGUGAUUUUGCGAGACAGCGACGACCAGGCUGUGCGGCAGGCUAACAUCACGGUCAAGUCAGGACGGAAGUGAAAGGCCAACGGAGCUCUGAGGGAAGCAGAGGAGCUCCUACAACAUGCAGACAUCGUGGGAAUGGUGACCCAGGGGAGGCUGGGCCUGGGAGUCAUUACCCCAGCAAGCUGGAAGGAGGCAAAGGCAGAGGACCUGAGAGGGAUGGUGCAGAAGGAGAUGCGGGCCAACAAGCCAGGGCAGUAGCCAUGAAAGAGCAGGGCAGCUGGACCUGGUGGGACAGUGGCCGGGGAAGAUCCCUCAGUUGGAAGGACAUCUGGAAUAAGGAGGGUCACCGGAUAAAUUUCCUCCUAAGCUCCGUCUACAAUGUACUCCCAACACCAACAAACCUCCA